AUGGCCGGCUGGAAACAACUAGACAUCGGCGUAAUCGGCGGCGGCAUCGGCGGACUCUCCGUAGCCCUCGCCCUCCGCCGCUCAGGACACCUCGUAACCAUCUACGAGCGCGCCGAUUUCGCCGGCGAGGUCGGGGCGUCUGUAUCCUGCGCAGCGAACGGGACGCGCUGGCUGUACGAAUGGGGGGUCGAUGUAUCGAAAGGCGAUCCGGUGUUGUUGAAACAGCUGAUCAAUCGGGAUUGGAAGACGGGCGAGCCGGUUAGUGUGUAUGAUCUGAAGGAUUAUGAGAGCAAGUGGGGAUAUGCGUAUUUUAUGUUUCAUAGACAGUAUAUGCAUGCGAUGUUGAUGGAGUGUGCGGUUGGUAAGGAGGGGGAGGGGAGGGCGGCGAGGUUGCUGGUUAAUCAUGCUUGUGAAAGCGUGGACUCAGAAACAGGCACAAUAACCUUCAAAAACGGCGUCAAAGCAAUCCACGACCUCGUCAUCGGCGCAGAUGGCAUUGGUUCCGUAGUCCGCAAAGCAAUCGACAUCCAUCCCGUCAAGAAGCCCGCAGAUUCAAGCUGUCUCCACGCCAACGUGAUGACAGAAGACGCCGUUCGCCUCGGUCUAGUUGACUAUUCCCAGCACGACGCGCUCGAGUAUUGGGGCGGCCAGGAGGGGAAAUGGGAUAAGAUCGUGCUGUCGCCGUGUAAUGGUGGAAAACUGCUUUCUUAUUACUGCUUCUUUCCGAGGGAGAUGGGUGAUUAUAUUAAUCAGUCGUGGGGAGGACAAGAUAGACCUGUUGAGGAGUUGCUUGCUCCGUAUCCGAAUUUGGAUGCGCAGGUUAAGGCACAUCUUGCGAUAGGUAUUGAAGUCCAGCCAUGGCGGUUGUGGGUUCAUGAACCUUAUCCAUAUCUUACCAAAGGAAAAGUCUGCCUCUUGGGUGAUGCUGGCCAUCCGAUGAUGCCUCAUCAGAGUCAGGGCGCUUGCAUGGCCAUUGAGGAUGCCGGUGCUUUAGGUGUUCUCUUCAACAAGCAGUAUUUCAACGGCGACAUCGAAGAAAGUCUCGCAGUUUACAACUCCGUGCGACUGCCUAGGGCUACGAGAGUCCAAGCAGCUGCUGCAAGAGCUGCCUAUAACAUCAAUGAACGCAUUGGCUUCUCAGAUAACAAGCAUACAGCUACAUACAAGGUGGAGAACGAGAAAGCUAAGCUUACGAUCGAGGAGAUGAAUGCGUACGACAUGUUUAUGGAUAUCGAAGAGCAACUCGCUGCAGCGCGUAAUGUCCCAUUUACGCGCAAUUUCAUCAAGGGGAUGCCGGUUGGUCUUGAUUUACCGAGCGGAGUUAUCCAAGCAUCUUUGUAG
Molecule: messenger RNA, 1341 nt
Organism: Glarea lozoyensis ATCC 20868
Lineage: Eukaryota; Fungi; Ascomycota; Leotiomycetes; Helotiales; Helotiaceae
Product: FAD/NAD(P)-binding protein
Exons: 6
Coding region: 1-1341 (446 amino acids)
Molecular function (GO): monooxygenase activity; FAD binding
Source: RefSeq, a predicted model, not a curated record